CUCGGUGGAGUCGCGGCCGUGAGAAGUGGCGGAGGCGGACAUUGUUGUGGUAACAGUCCAGCCCCAGAGGAUGCACCGCGGCGAUGCACUCACUCUAAACGGAUGAACGGCGAGAUUAGAUUUUAAUUUGUUUGUUUUUUGUUUGUUUUGCGUUCACCCGAAGAUGAGUCGUUUGUGAAAGAAAAAAGAAAAGAAAAAGCCGCCGCGGCUGCUGCUGCUGCUGCCGCUGCAGCGAAUACGGACUCGGAGUUCAUUCAGCCCGGUGAGACGUAAAAAAAAAAACACACACACACACACAACAUCUGUAGGGUGUGCAUCCCAGGCUGCUGGAUUAACGUGGAUCGACGGGUCUUUCUGUGCAUCGAGGCCACUGAAGCCCGCGGGGCGGCCCGUCGCCCUCGAGUACACUGCGCGAGGAGGUAAAACGAGGACACUAGUAUUCCUGGAGGCCUUUGGAGAACACAUUCUGCCGUGGAGAAGAUGACAGAUUGACAUUAAACACGGCCUCGCCAAGACGUUAUCCGCGGAGAACUGGGUCCAGCACAGAUGAGGGCCUGAGUCCCCGCGCCAUCUAAAGAACAACAACAACAACCACAAACGAAAAUCACGGUUUUUUGGUGCCAUGAUUCGGCCUUCGGGUCCGUUGUGAUUGCACAGGCUGACAUCUGGAAACCACACGGCGUGCAGAGGAAGAGGAUGUGAUGGCUGUGUGUUAAGCGCAGAAGCACCCACCUACACCUCGGCGCUUUUAAUACAUCCUCAGGCGCCAUCUACUUGUAAAGGUUUUUUGUUUUUGUUUUUUGUUUUUAAAAUACAAAAUGGGAAGCGACGGUGAGAUAAUUAAUCGAGAGCUGUCAAAGAUGUCCGACGAGGAUUUGCUGGCGUGCUCCAAAGAGGAGCUGGUGAGCCGGCUGCGUAAAGAGGAGUCGGAGAAAAUAGCGGCUCUCAUCCAGCGAGGGCGGCUGAUAAAAGAGGUAAACAAACAGCUGCAGGGACACCUCCUGGAAAUCAGGGAACUGAAAGUCAUCAACCAGCGGCUGCAGGAGGAAAACGUGGAGCUGCGGGACCUGUGCUGCUUCCUCGACGACGACCGCCUCAAAGUGAAGAAGCUGGCCCGGGAAUGGCAGCUGUUCGGGCACCACGCCGCCAAAGUGAUGCGGGAGGACCUGGGCGGUUACUUGAAAAAGCUCGCCGACCUGGAGCGCAUGCAGGACGGGCUGGUGAAGGAGAACCUGGACCUGAAGGAGCUGUGUCUGGUCCUGGAGGAGGAGUGCGUCAGCAGGAGCGACUCCAGCCCCGGAGGGUCCUCCGAGCUCAACCUGCCCUGCAUGGUGGCCCGGGACCUCGGGGACGGAAGCUCGAGCACAGGCAGCGUGGGGAGCCCGGACCAGCUCCACCUGGUGUGCUCACCUGACGACUGACGGCGGGUUUGGCGGCAGCAGCCGGGUCUCCUCCGACUCCUGCACGGCCUUCGUGAUUGACAGAACGGAGACACGGGGUUU
Molecule: messenger RNA, 1502 nt
Organism: Gasterosteus aculeatus aculeatus (three-spined stickleback)
Lineage: Eukaryota; Metazoa; Chordata; Actinopteri; Perciformes; Gasterosteidae
Gene: ccdc85b
Product: coiled-coil domain containing 85B
Biological process (GO): negative regulation of DNA-templated transcription
Cellular component (GO): nucleus
Source: RefSeq, a predicted model, not a curated record